Messenger RNA from Petromyzon marinus (sea lamprey), 2269 nucleotides. RefSeq names its product leucine-rich repeat neuronal protein 1-like. Lineage: Eukaryota; Metazoa; Chordata; Hyperoartia; Petromyzontiformes; Petromyzontidae. Gene Ontology annotation, cellular component: plasma membrane. The record is from RefSeq and is a predicted model, not a curated record. Gene Ontology annotation, molecular function: protein binding.
CUGCUGCUUGCGCCGCGGGCAUUUGCGCGAGGUCCCUCGGUGAAAGCGCCCGGAUCCCACGAUGGCGGCCCAGGCGCUCCGCCCGCUUCGAGCGUGCCUCUUCUUCCCUACGCUCCUGCUGCUGCUGCUGCCCGCCGCUUGCUACGGCUCGCAGUGGGCCUCCUGGUGCCCUGAGCCGUGCGUCUGCGAGGUGCGCCCAUGGUUCACCCCGCAGUCCACCUACCGGGAGGCCCCCACCGUCGACUGCAAUGACCAGCACCUGACAGGCAUCCCCCCCGCCAUCGUGGCCACCACCGAGGUCCUUCUACUCCAGGGGAAUUCCAUUGCCGUCGUGCCCGACCCGAUAUUGUCGUCCCUCCUGAACCUCACCGACCUCGACUUCUCGCAGAAUAAUUUCAGCUCUGUCCUGGACACGGGGCUGUCCAACCUGACCCAGCUCGUGACCCUCCACCUGGAGGAAAACCACGUCACCGAGCUGCCCGACGGCUGCCUCAAGGACCUCGCGAAUCUUCAGGAGCUCUACCUGAACCACAAUCAGAUCCGCACCGUGGCGCCGGGAGCGUUCCGGGGCCUCUCCAGCCUCCUCCGCCUCCACCUCAACUCCAACCAGCUGAGGAGCAUUGACGCGCGCUGGUUCGCGCACACGCCCGGUCUCGAGAUCCUCAUGAUCGGGGAGAACCCCGUGUCCGGCAUCGUCGACUUCAACUUCCGGCCGCUGGCGAAUCUGCGGAGCCUGGUCUUGGCCGGGAUGGGCCUGUCGGUGCUGCCCAGCGAGGCCAUGGUGGGCCUGGACAACCUGGAGAGUCUCUCCUUCUACGACAACCAGCUGGAGCGCGUGCCCCGUGUGGCGCUGCAGAGGGUGCCCACGCUCAAGUUCCUCGACCUCAACAAAAACCCGAUCCGGCACAUCAGCGACGGCGACUUCCGCGACAUGCUGCGGCUCAAGGAGUUGGGCGUCAGCAGCAUGGCCGAGCCGGUCUCGGUCGAGAGGUUCGCCCUGGACAACCUGCCCGAGCUGACAAAGGUGGAGGCGACGAACAACCCCAAGCUGGGCUACGUCCACCGCGAGGCCUUCCGUGACGUGCCCAAGCUGGAGAGCCUCAUGCUCAACGACAACGCGCUGACCGCCCUCUACUUCGCCACCGUGCACUCGCUGCCCAGCCUGCGGGAGGUGAGCCUCCACGGCAACCCGCUGCGCUGCGACUGCGUCAGCCGGUGGCUGGGCGCCAACCAGACGGCAGUGCGCUUCCUCGAGCCGGAGUCGAUGCGCUGCGCGUCGCUGUCCGACGCCGAGGGGCGCGACGCGCGGGAGGCGGCGUCCCUCGGCGGGGCCCUCGCCGAGGCUUGCCUGCCGCUCAUUGCGCCGGCCGCCCUGCCCUCGAAGCUCGAGCUGCAGCCGCACGCGAGCGCCACGCUGGAGUGCAGCGCCGUCGGAGAGCCCGAGCCCGCCAUCUACUGGGUGACGCCACGCGGGGACAGGGUGGCCGCCGACUCCGCCCGCCGGUACCGCGUGGAGCUCGAGGGGCGGCUGGUGAUCUCGGACGCGCGGGGCGAUGACACGGGCCUGUACACGUGCGUGGCGCACAACUCGGAGGGCGCGGACACGCGCGGCGUGACGCUGCGCGUGACGGGCGGGCCGGCGGGCCCCGGCGGGGUGGAGGCACGCGGGCUGACGCUCGCCGUGAAGGGUGUCGACGCACGCUCGGUGCUCGUCGUGUGGCAGGUGAACCCAGACACGCUGACGUCGUCGGACGUCAAGUGGUCGUCGGCCACCGUCAAGGUGGAGAGCUCGCGGGCGUCCUACACGGCGCACGUGCCCGUGGGCGUGCGCGAGUACAACCUGACGCACCUGCAGCCCGCCACCGCCUACGCCGUGUGCCUGGCCAUCGCCACGGCCCAGCAACGCGCCGCUUGCCGCUCCUGCGUCAACGUGACGACGCGCUCGGCGCCCCUCCUGGUGAGCCCCGCCGAGAGGCAGGUGAACGUCGCCACGGCCGCCGCCGCCGCCUCCGUCUUCGCGGCGCUCACCCUGGCGUCGCUCGCCGCCUGCGCCGUCAGGCGGCUCAGGCGGAGGUCCUACGACGAGUUGCUGAAGCAGUACGUGCAGAAGGGCUCCUCCAUCCCGCUCGACGAGCUCUACCCGCCGCUCAUCGGCCUGUGGGAGGCGGAGGGCGGCGAGCGGGAGAAGGAGGGCGCGGAGGGGAAGGCGUCCGCCUCCUCGUCCGCCCCGUCACAGGUGGACACCUCGCGCAGCUACUACAUGUGGUAG